This is a messenger RNA of Aspergillus tubingensis, 564 nucleotides long. Its product is annotated as PHO88 family protein. Gene Ontology annotation, cellular component: endoplasmic reticulum; mitochondrion. The record is from RefSeq and is a predicted model, not a curated record. The transcript has 3 exons. Bases 1 to 564 code for a protein of 187 amino acids. Gene Ontology annotation, biological process: protein targeting to ER. NCBI's taxonomy places the organism in Eukaryota, Fungi, Ascomycota, Eurotiomycetes, Eurotiales, Aspergillaceae.
AUGGUGUCUCCUCAAGUUACCAACCUGGCCAUCAUCGUGGUGAUGAUGCAGCUGGCGAAGAAGGUUCCCUUCGAGGACCCCGAUGUCCUUAUGCUGGUCCGUGGCAUGUACAUCCUGUCCAACGUGAUCAUUCUGGGAGUGUAUCUGUACACUCAGUCGAAGAUCAACAAAAAGAAUGAUCUGACUACCCUGAAAUACGUGGAGCCUUCUCCUAUGGGUAGCGGCGAGGAGCCCAAGCCGGUCACCACUACCAACAUGGAGUACGACAAGGGACAGCUGCGCCAGCUGAUGAGGAGCCAGCUGAUGGGCGUGGGUAUGAUGGGUGUGAUGCACCUUUACUUCAAGUACACCAACCCUCUCCUGAUCCAGUCCAUCAUCCCCCUCAAGGGUGCCUUCGAGUCGAACCUGGUCAAGAUCCACGUCUUCGGCAAGCCUGCCACCGGUGACCUCCAGCGCCCCUUCAAGGCCAACAACAGCUUCCUGAACCAGGGCCAGAUCAAGAGCGACAAGGCCUCCGUUGAGAACGCGGAGAAGAACUGGAGGGGUGGUGUCAAGGAGGAGUAA